This is a messenger RNA of Corythoichthys intestinalis (scribbled pipefish), 2211 nucleotides long. It is a transcript of the gene gid4, whose product is annotated as GID complex subunit 4 homolog. Gene Ontology annotation, cellular component: GID complex. The coding region runs from base 143 to 832 and encodes 229 amino acids. NCBI's taxonomy places the organism in Eukaryota, Metazoa, Chordata, Actinopteri, Syngnathiformes, Syngnathidae. Gene Ontology annotation, biological process: negative regulation of gluconeogenesis; protein targeting to vacuole; protein catabolic process in the vacuole. The record is from RefSeq and is a predicted model, not a curated record. The transcript is spliced from 6 exons.
AGAAACGGAACUCUCCAUUCAGAUUCCUGCUGAGGUCGCCAGUCACAAGGAAAUUGUCCAAACUUUUGGAUCUCGAGGACUUUGCACUACCGGCGAGCCCUCCUAUCCCGUUGUCCGGAGCCGCUUACCUGCUCCAAAGUUCAUGACGGUAGCCGACGGCGAAACGUUACCGCUCGUCAUGCCCGUCCCGGCCGAGUGCUGCCUUCCCGCCGACGUGGCCUGCCCAUCCCCGGGCUCUCUUAUCCCCCCUGCCCCGAUAAACGGCCAGCAGCCCGGCGUGGCCACGUCGUUCCUGUACAGCGGCUCCCAGUUUCGGGGCUACCAGAAGAGCAAAGGGAAUGCUUACGGCGUGGAUGUUGUUUUGCUGCACGUGACUCCGGAGGAUUCUUAUUUGUGUGGAUAUCUGAAGAUCAGUGGACUGACUGAGGAGUAUCCAACACUCACAACCUUUUUUGCUGGCGAAAUCAUAAGUCGAAAGCGACCUUUUUUAACCAGGAAGUGGGAUGCUGACGAAGACGUGGACAGGAAGCACUGGGGGAAAUUUCAGCCUUUUUAUAAAGUGGCCAAAAGCUUCAACUCUGACGACUUUGACUACGAGGCGUUGGAGCGCAGCGAUUACAUAUUCAUGAGAUGGAAGGAGCAGUUCCUGGUUCCUGAUCACACCAUCAAGGACAUCAGCGGGGCGUCGUUCGCCGGAUUUUACUACAUCUGCUUCCAAAAGUCCACUGCAACUAUUGAGGGUUACUACUACCACAGGAGCUCUGAAUGGUAUCAGUCCCUAAACCUGAGCCACGUCCACGAGCACAGUAUGCCCAUUUAUGAAUUCCGCUGAAGAACACGACGCACGAGUGCGUUUGUCAAGGAGCGCCCGGCGCGUGCCGCCCCGGUUUUCCAAUGGGAUGCAAAAUCAUUUUUAGAACAAAAAAAAAUCAAAACAAGGACGCGGAGAGAGCCGCUUGCUGCCCACGACGGAGCACGCUCGGAGUCCCCGCCGGCAGGCACUCCCUCGUUUCCGAGGAGAACAUGAAUAGCGAAGGCCGACGGACAAGAUGAGGAGGCGUCGACUCAGAAGCGGCCGGAUGAUCUGAUGUCAUGUUUUAAUUUGUGCUAAGGGAUUGAUUUCAUUUGAAUUUUUAUGUAAUCUGAUGGUAUUCGGUGAAAUUGUCCUUUCUUUUUAAAAAAAAAAAAGAAAAAAAGAAAGUGCUAUAUAUGUGUGGAAUUCUAACACAGUGCCGAUCUUGCGCUAUUAAUUAACUGAUUUAGUCGAAAUUGUGAUCUCAUGAUGGUACAGAAAAUUGUCAUUUGUACAUCGUAUGUUUGACCAGGAAAAAAACAAUUUUUAACAAAAGGUAAUCAUGAUUUUUUUUUCAUGAAACUGAUGUAACAUUCCAUGUGCUGUCAGAUUUACUGGCACAACGGUAACGUGUGCUCAAACAAUUUUAAUCCUUAUUACGUGCAGAAAUAGAAGCAAAGUGUUGGCUGCUAGGAAGUUACUUUAUCGAGGGAAAAAAAGGACAAUCAUUUUAGGGAAAAAUAAAUGAUUCCAAACUGACUGGUGUCACAUUAUAAAAUGCAAUAUUAGCAAAUUGACUUUUGACUGAAAAAUGAAAAUUAAACUGAUGAUUCACUUGUCGGUUUUCAUGUCACGCCCUUGUAACAUGAUGUCCACUAGAUGUCAGCAACACACAGUGCUGUUUGAGAAUGUAGUACUGGGGAUGUCCCGAUCGCAUAUUUUUGCAUCCGAGUCACCUGAUUUUGACAAUCUGCCGAUACAGUCCAGAGCCAAUACAGUAAAGUUUUUAUUUGAACAAUAGUACUGUAACGUUUGGAACUUUUUAAAGUGCUUCCUCUUCCACUUUUUCUGGGAGUGUUGCGGAGUAUUAGACAUAUUUUUGUAUCUUUUGGCUAUGCCAUUGUAUAUUAUUUUGUUACUUCUUAGUCCUUAGAAAGUAAAAUAUAGAUAAAUUAGGCCUGAAACGAUGUUAGAAAAAACAAUAAUUGCGAUUCAGGGAGAGUUGGCAAGAGAUUGCGAUAUUGAAACUUGAAGAAUUUUCACCAGAUAACGUGAAUAGCUCUGUUUGGGUUAGGCCUGAACAAUAGUGGGAAAAAAAUAACCGAUAUAUUUUGCCAAGGCUCCAAACUUUUAGCAUUGGUUGCCCUGGUGCGCAUAACUCUUAAGGUGCAAAAUGAAGGGGCACCUACAUUUUUCAU